Molecule: messenger RNA, 583 nt
Organism: Thecamonas trahens ATCC 50062
Lineage: Eukaryota; Apusomonadida; Apusomonadidae
Exons: 2
Coding region: 1-390 (129 amino acids)
Source: RefSeq, a predicted model, not a curated record
AUGUCUCGCUCUCGGUCAGCUGUUGCCAACACGACGUUGUCAGCACCAGGCUCGAGUGUAGCGAUCACGCUCACGGCCACAAACCGCGGCAUCGGCGCUGUCCCCCGGUGGAGCCUCGCCCACACCGAACCCAGCGCGCUGACGCUGGUGUCCCGGCCUGACGGCGCUCUUCCGGCGCUGCAGCCGCAAGCGUCGCACACAGCGACGUUUGUGUUCCGGCUCGGAGCGAGCGAGAACCAGCAGAUCGUGUCGUUUACAGCGCUGGCAGCGCCCGAGUACGGCACGGACAUGACGCCUGUGAACAACACGGUGCAGGUGGCGAUCACCAUCGCCACUACAAGCCCUGAUAGUGCCGUCACUAUGCCGACCGAGUCAGCCCGACGGGCUUGACGCUGGUUGUGCGCCGGCGUGCGCUGUCACAGAGCUGGCGCUGAGCGCACACUUUACUGAAGUGAAGCUGCGAGAUUGACAAGGGUGUCGGUCGGAACGCCAGAGAGCGCGGCAGCGAGCCGCUCCUUGAUGGUGGCCUCGUCGAGACCUUGGAGCUCGUCGAGGUUGACGCCCGGAAUCAUCGGGGUCGGCG